AUGCAGUAUUCCAUCGCCAUCAGCGCUAUCCUUUCGGCCAUGGCUAUCCAAACUACUCUUGCUGCUACUUGCGACGUCAAAGGCAAAAAGGAAAACUGUUGCUGGGGCAAGGGCAACGAAUCCUGCCAGAAUCAGAAUCGGAACAACGAAAUCUGGUGUAGCAAGGACAAGGCAAAUUACUGCAGCAAUGUCAUGAAGCAGGGCACCAAUACGCCCGUCUCCGCAACUUGUGAUGCUGAUUGCUGUGAUACUAUCACUGGCUUCGGAACGGGAUGCCCCAAAUAG
Molecule: messenger RNA, 285 nt
Organism: Colletotrichum abscissum
Lineage: Eukaryota; Fungi; Ascomycota; Sordariomycetes; Glomerellales; Glomerellaceae
Exons: 3
Coding region: 1-285 (94 amino acids)
Source: RefSeq, a predicted model, not a curated record